Molecule: messenger RNA, 2865 nt
Organism: Cucumis sativus (cucumber)
Lineage: Eukaryota; Viridiplantae; Streptophyta; Magnoliopsida; Cucurbitales; Cucurbitaceae
Exons: 18
Coding region: 139-2664 (841 amino acids)
Biological process (GO): lipid metabolic process
Source: RefSeq, a predicted model, not a curated record
AAUGUGAAAAUGGGCGGGCUCUAGAAUGACCGUUACCUUCUAGACUUCACAAGGUGUUCCGUUGACAGACGCAAAGUUCCUUCAAAUCCCUCCGCCACACAAACACAUCAUCUUUCACUCUCUCUUCUACCUCCUACCAUGGCUUCUUUUCUUCAAAAUCACCUCAAUUCUUCUCUCUCCACCUCCACUCCCAACCUCCAUUGGACCCCAAACCUCCACCCUUCCCCUCGAAGACCUCACUUUUCUGCCAAACCUAGGGUUUUAACUUUCCGGGUAACUUACAAGUGUCGCCUCGGCGUAUCCUCUUUUCGUUGCUUCUGCAGCUCAGGGACCGAACUUCAAAAUGCAUCGCUCCAACAACGAACUGAACCAAGGCCCUUCGAUAUCAAUCUCGCUGUUAUUCUCGCCGGUUUCGCUUUCGAAGCAUACACUAGCCCCCCUGAAAAUUUUGGGAAGCGUGAACUUGAUGCUGCAGGCUGUACGACUGUAUAUCUUUCAGAGUCAUUUGUUCGAGAGACAUAUGAUGGUCAACUGUUCAUCAAAUUGAAGAAGGGCAUUGAUUUACCUGCAAUGGAUCCAUGGGGAACCAGCGAUCCAUAUGUGGUGUUUCAACUGGAUGGUCAGAUUGCUAAAAGCAAGACGAAAUGGGGGACAAAGCAGCCGAUAUGGAAUGAGGACUUCACUCUUAACAUCAAGGAGCCUUCAACUAAAUAUGUUCAGGUUGCUGCAUGGGAUGCAAACUUAGUGACUCCACAUAAACGAAUGGGUAAUGCAGGCAUCAAUCUGGAAUUCCUUUGUGAUGGAAAUUCGCAUGAAGUAACUGUGGAGUUAGAAGGGAUGGGUGGAGGUGGAAAGUUGCUACUGGAGAUCAAGUAUAGGACUUUUGAUGAAAUUGAAGAUGACAAACGAUGGUGGAGAGUCCCCUUCAUUUCUGAAUUUCUUCGCAGUAGUGGUUUUGUUUCUGCAUUAAACAAGGUUGUUGGAUCUGACACCGUGCCCGUGCGUCAGUUUGUAGAAUAUGCUUUUGGAAAGUUAAAGUCAUUCAAUGAUGAGUACCAAUCAAAUCAUCUUUUAUUAACGAAGAGAAACGAUGAAGAGGACACAUCUUCAAACGUGCAGACAAAUACCGAAGUCUCUAUAACUGAUACAAACUAUCCCAUAGAAGGAAAAUCUGAUGAAGUUGAAAUAAGCAAUAAUACUGUUGAAAGUGGACAGUCGCUGAAAGAAGUGACACAAGGUCUCUUAGCAAUGCAAUUCGAUAAACAAUUUUGGACAAACUUGGCUGAUGUAACAAACCAAAAUAUUGUCAAGAAGCUAGGUCUUCCUGCCCCUGAGAAAUUAAAGUGGGAUGGAUUUGAGUUACUAAAUAAAAUUGGUAUGGAGGCGCGAAAGAGUGCUGAAGCAGGUUAUAUCGAAUCAGGCCUUGCAACACCCAAAAGUCUGGAUGUCGAUCAUGAACAGAAGAACAUUAGAAUGGUGGACUCAACACUAACUGAUGUGAAGAAAGUAACAAGAGAUCUAUUAAGUCAAACCGAGUCAGUUUUAGGGGGAUUGAUGGUUCUGACAGCAACAAUUUCUCAAUUGAACAAGGAAGCACAGCUCAUAGGAAAGAAAGAUACUAAAGAUGAGGGCUCAAAAAAAUUCGGAGAAAAGGUUGGUGGUUCAGGGGAUGGAUCAUUGUUGGAUAAUAGGAAUUCUGAGGAAAUGAAAGCACUAUUCGCAACUGCAGAAAGCGCCAUGGAAGCUUGGGCAAUGCUUGCGAUGUCACUUGGCCAUCCUAGUUUCAUAAAGUCAGAAUUUGAAAAGUUAUGUUUCUUAGAUAACGAGUCUACAGACACGCAGGUUGCAAUUUGGCGUGAUUUUAUGCGGAGGAAACUUGUUGUUGCCUUCAGGGGCACAGAACAAUCAAGAUGGAAGGACUUGAGAACAGACCUGAUGCUAGUCCCUGCAGGGUUAAAUCCUGAAAGGAUAAGUGGAGAUUUCAACGAGGAAAUUCAAGUUCACAGUGGUUUCUUAAGUGCGUAUGAUUCAGUACGAAUGAGAAUUAUUUCCCUCAUUAAAAAGGCCAUUUAUUAUAAUGAUGAUCGUGCUGAACCACCAGUCAAAUGGCAUGUUUAUGUUACAGGUCACAGUUUGGGUGGUGCAUUAGCUACACUUCUUGCUCUUGAACUUUCCUCAAGCCAACUUGCAAGGCACGAGGCAAUAACUGUGACCAUGUAUAAUUUUGGAUCUCCUAGAGUUGGCAACCGGCAAUUUGCAGAAAUUUACAACAAGAAAGUAAAAGACAGCUGGAGAGUUGUAAACCAUAGAGACAUUAUACCAACAGUUCCUCGUUUGAUGGGUUAUUGCCACGUGGCUCAGCCUGUGUAUCUUGCGGCAGGAGAUCUGAAAGAUGCAUUAGAAAAUGUGGAGCUUCAAGCAGAUGGUUACGAAGGCGAUGUCAUUGGGGAGUCCACACCAGAUGUUUUAGUCAAUGAAUUUAUGAAGGGAGAAAGGGAACUUGUUGAAAAGCUUUUGCAGACAGAAAUUAACAUAUUCCGUUCAAUUAGAGAUGGAAGUGCGCUAAUGCAACACAUGGAAGAUUUCUACUAUAUUACACUGCUAGAGAAUGUGAGGUCGAACUACCAAAAUGUUGGCAACUCACAAUCAGACCAACAGGCUUGAGUUGUGAAUUUGGAUACAUCAAGUCACUUCAAUAUUUACCGUUGCAUUGAUCUUUUGUGGCAUUAUUCCAUUCCAAUUCAACCGGCUUUAGUAUAGUAUUGUGGCCUACUACUCAUAAUAGCUUGUACAAUAUUACAAUCAAAACUAGUUUCUAGCUUGUCUUGUUUUUAGACGUUAUGUAUAUUUAACCUUUUUUUUUUC